AUUUCAGAUCAGCCUCAAGCAUCUCCAUCAGGAAGGCUUUCUCCAAUAGAGGUGAAAGUAGAUGAUGAGUCGCCAGCUCCAUCGGCUCCUACAAACUCCCUGUUAUCUGUGAAUCGACCCGAUUUUUGCGGUGACUUUUCUAUGCAACAGGAAGCUCAUAUCAUGCUGCGAGUCCGGGAUUUGAAACGAAAUGGGUUAUGGAGUGCUGCUCGUCUUCCAUUAUGUGUUGAACCACCCCGGAAUAAAACACAUUGGGAUUUCGUUCUCGAAGAGGUUAAAUGGAUGGCUACAGAUUUUCGAUUGGAAAGGAACUUCAAACGCACAGUUGCUCGAAAGAUCGCUGCAGCUAUUCAGAAGAAGAGACGAGAUGACGAACUUGAACAGGAGCGGGCUCAACAAAGAGCUAUAAGGGACGGCAAAAGAAUCUGCGCAUCGAUUGCGAAAAUGGUUCGCGAGUUUUGGAUGACCGUGGACAAGGUCGUUGAACACCGAGCACAGGAAAUUCUGGAGUCAAAGAAACGAAAGGCAUUGGAUGCUCACAUGGCGUUCAUCGUAGGAGAAGCGGAUAAGCUGAGCUCUAUAGUACAAGAGGGAUUGACGCAGGAUAGGGCCUCUAAAACGCCAUCUGUCAACUCUCGUGAUGAGGAUAAUGAUGACGAUUUCUGUGCGAGUGAGUCUGAAUCAGAUGAUGAAGUAACUAUUGAGCGGGAGGAGGCAGCUAUGCAAGAGCAUGACAUUGAAGAUGUCAAACAGGAGAUUUCAGCUCUAAGCAGAGAUGCUGAUCAGGAUAUGGACGACUUCUUAGCC
Molecule: messenger RNA, 807 nt
Organism: Cooperia oncophora
Lineage: Eukaryota; Metazoa; Nematoda; Chromadorea; Rhabditida; Trichostrongylidae
Source: the annotation of a GenBank genome assembly